Messenger RNA from Schistosoma margrebowiei, 1359 nucleotides. The record is from the annotation of a GenBank genome assembly. NCBI's taxonomy places the organism in Eukaryota, Metazoa, Platyhelminthes, Trematoda, Strigeidida, Schistosomatidae.
GCUCUAUUUGGACAUGGAGUUACUUUCGGACGUGGUCCUUCGGAAUUUUUUUACUGUAUUGUUUUCUAGCACCUGAUAUCAGUUUACGUACUGUAUCAAACAGUGAAAUUUUAAGAAUGAAUCAAAGUAAACUAGAAUGACGCGCAUUUGUUGUACAUUUUGUGAUAUGUGCUUCGGAAAACCAUCUCGACUCGAGGCACAUCUGAGAAUCCACACUGGAGAGCGUCCAUAUGUGUGUAUUUGUGGUAAAACAUAUACACGGAAACAACAUUUAACUCGUCACGCUUCAAAAUGUCCCGAAAUUAUUCCAGAAAACAACUUAUCUAAUCAGAAGGAGCCAGUAAGAGUCGAAAAAACCUAUUCGUGUUCACAAUGUUCUGCUGGACCUUUUCAAAAAAAGAAAAUGGUAUCGGCUCAUAUGGCUAUAGUUCAUGGCGAACGGAAGCAUGUAUGUGACAAAUGUGAUCGAGCGUUUCCUACGGCAUCUAAGCUUAGACGUCAUUCAUCAAAACAUCAUGGUUACACAUGUAAGCUGUGCUUUGAACAACUAUCUGAAAACCCUGAAAACGAAGAAUCAGUUGCUCUCAAACCCAUUCAUUUUGAAAGUUUUGCGUGUUUAAGACGCCAUAUUGCUGAAGCUCACCCCAAAACACCUUUGCAAUGUCCUACUUGUAAUAUGCGUUUUACAAGACCUGCUGCACUAGCAGAACACAAAUCUACACAUACUCCUGGUGGACCGUCUGUAAGACGACGUUUUAUUUGUCCUUUAUGCUCACCUGAUGUUACGGGUGAUAAAGAUAAUUCCAACUCACAAGAAAAAGAUUGUCUUGUUGCAUUUACAGCCAAAAGAAAUUUAGAUGCUCAUAUGCGUUUAGUGCAUGCUAACCUUAGGUUUCCAUGUACAUGGCGUGGAUGUCCUGUUCUUUUGUCUACGAAACAAAAACUGAAUGAACAUAUGGAACGUCAUCGACUAGGCAAGUCAGUGGCUUUCAAAAACCGAAAUAGACGUAAUUCACGUAAUGAUUCAAAUAGAAAAUUUAAUGAUAAUAAAAAUUUAUCAAUGAAUAAUAAUGAAGAUUAUUGGGAAACAGCUAGUCAAAAUAGCAUUAUAGCACUGUUGAGUGAUGUAAUUGAUUGUUCAGCUAAUCAAAUUUAUUAAUUUUUAUGAAGUUAGUUUCAUUAUUGUAUAUAAUAUUAUUUCGAACUGAAUAGAACAAGAAGAAAGGAAAACAGCUAUGUAAUUAAGAAUUUACAGAGUACUUAUUUAUUUUGUUUAUAUUUACAUAUAUUUUCAAAUUAACAAAGUGUAUCAAAUGAUAUGGAAAAUAAUAAUAAACAUUUAUAUUAUACUACUUAUUA